AUGGCGUUGUUAAGAGCUUCGGAUUUAGAUGAGAAACACGCGGAGAAGUUCGGGACGUUCGAGCGCGCGCUCGGGGCGAAGACGGAGACGCUGAAGAAGUACGGGUUGGGAACAAAGGAGCGGAAGCGUUUACUCAGGGCGAGCGAGCGGUAUCGAACGGGUCUUUUAAAGCUCUGA
This is a messenger RNA of Ostreococcus tauri, 177 nucleotides long. RefSeq names its product IGR protein motif. The transcript has a single exon. NCBI's taxonomy places the organism in Eukaryota, Viridiplantae, Chlorophyta, Mamiellophyceae, Mamiellales, Bathycoccaceae. The record is from RefSeq and is a predicted model, not a curated record. Bases 1 to 177 code for a protein of 58 amino acids.